Molecule: messenger RNA, 1801 nt
Organism: Papilio polytes (common Mormon)
Lineage: Eukaryota; Metazoa; Arthropoda; Insecta; Lepidoptera; Papilionidae
Product: glutamate receptor 1-like
Exons: 6
Coding region: 41-1756 (571 amino acids)
Cellular component (GO): membrane
Molecular function (GO): ligand-gated monoatomic ion channel activity
Source: RefSeq, a predicted model, not a curated record
AAUUGUAUUACAAAAAGCAUUUAAUGAUGCGGGAAUUAAAAUGUUGGCUGUAAAAGAUGAUCACUUUGGUAAAUAUAGACUUAACAUUAAAAAAACAAAAGUGGGAAUUGUGCUUGAUGCAUCAUGUAACGGUUGGAUAAAUGUGUUCGAGAAUUUUCUAAAUUCGAACAAUAGAAGAAUUCAUUGGGUCGUUAAAACAAAUAAUUUAAACUCAACUACGCGAAUUUUAUCCCAAUUGCAACUUAGAAUGGAUUCUAAUGUUUUAUUAAUUAAUAAUAAUAGCACAGGGUUUAAUUUGUACGAAGUUUAUAACACAGGUUUUAAACGAAAUGGAAUUUUCGUUGUGCGUGAUGUAGGAUUUUGGAAUUCAUCUUUGUUUACGCGGGAACAAAGUCGUUAUAAUUUAAAAGGCGCCAUUUUAAAUUGUGUUUCGGUUAUUACCGAACAUUUAAAGAAUGAAACUUAUAUGCAUUUUCUUGAAGCAUCAAGACACGACCGUACAGAUACUUUGCAUAAAUUAAAAUUUUACACGGUCAUCCGUUAUUUACAAGAGAUGUAUAAUUUCAGUGUCAAAGUGCAACGUACCAACUCUUGGGGUUAUUCUUACAACGGCAGCUUUGACGGUCUCAUUGGUGCACUGCAGCGUCAGGAGGCAGAGUUCGGAUGUUCUCCGGUGUUGUUCAAAAUAAAUCGCGCAGAAGUUGUCGAUUAUGUUGUCCCUACGUGGCAGACAAAGCAUACCUUUUUAUUCCGUCAGCCAAAGUACCAAGCGAGUUAUUGCUCGGUAUACACCAGGCCGCUAGAUGUCGCUGUUUGGCGUUGCAUGUUUGGAGUUCUCUUGAUCGCAGGAUUCACUUUGUACUUGAUAUUAAAAAUACAAAGUGCCAAUAUUUUUCUUAAUGGCAGGGAUAUAUCUCUGAGUUUAAUAUGGUUAUUCAUUUGUAGUGCUGUUUGUCAACAAGGUAUGCCGGUGUAUAAAAAUGCAGUUUCCGCGAGAAUAAUAAUGUUUGUAACAUUUAUGUUCUCAAUGAUGAUUUACCAGUUUUACAAUGCGAAUGUAUUGUCGAGUUUGCUCAACGAGCAGUACAACUAUAUACGCAGCCUUAACGACUUGCUGCAGAGCGAUCUGAAAGCCGGCGUCGAAGAUAUGCUCUUCAAUAAAGAUUAUUUUAAGCGCACAACAGAUCGUGUUACGUUAGAUUUAUACAAAGCUAAGAUAGCCACGGAUAAUUACUACAAUUUCUUUGACGCGGAGUACGGUAUGGCACUAGUCAAACGUGGUGGGUUUGCUUUCCACGUGGACACGUCUGCGGCGUACGCUGUUAUGAGGAGGACGUUCUCUGAAAGGGAGAUCUGUGAAGUAGGCGAGGUGCAAUUGUUCCCGCCGCAGUAUGUAGGCGCGGUGGCAGUUAAAGGCUCCCAGUAUAGAGAGUACAUCGCUGUUGGUGUAAGCAAGCUGUUGGAAACUGGUCUGAUGAACAGAAUCAAAUUAAACUGGGAGAGUCGCAAGCCGCCGUGCGUUAAACAACGUUACAGUAAAAUUAUGGCUGUAAACAUUAGAGAAUUCUCUAUGGCCUUAUUAUUUCUUGUAUGCGGGUUUAUAGUGUCUCUGUUCAUUUUAGUCUUGGAAAUCUUUUUUAAAAUAAUAAAAAGACCUCCAAAUGUGGGUACAACAUAUUUAACGAAACGUAUGAAGGUUAAUAGUGUGAAACGCGUUCAUAAACGUCCACUUAGAAAGAUCACAUUUUUAAAUUAAUAUUAAAAAUCAUAUUAUAAAUGCGAAAGUUUAGAUGGGUGGGUG